AUGAAAUUAGGAUAUAAUGAAAUAAUGAUAACAUCAAUGUAUUUUAAUGAUAUUAAAGAUUUUAUUAAUUUAGAAAUAGGAAUUAAAAGAUUUCAAGGAAAUAUAGAACGAUUUCAUUUUAAUCCAAUUCCAUUAAAUGAAUAUUCAAGAAAAUUGUUUCCUAAUAUUGAAACAUUUCAUAUUUAUAAUAGAGGUGAUGAAAUAUUUAAUGAUGGAAGAAUAUUUAAAAAAGUAAUAUGGUAUUUAGUAAGUUAUUCAAAAUAUUUACAAGAGAAAGAAGCAUGGAAUGAAUGUAAAAAUAUAAAAUAUACAGAAUCAGAUAGAAAGAAAUAUGGAAAUACAAUACCACCAGAAGUUAAAUCACUUGAAUAUAAUUGUUUUUCUGAAUGUUCAUCAUUAAAAUCAAUUAAUAUACCAUCAUCAAUUACAUCAAUAGGAGAUCGUUGUUUUUAUAGAUGUAAAUCAUUAAAAUCAAUUAAUAUACCUUCAUCAGUUAUAUCAUUUGAAACUAAUUGUUUUAAAGGAUGUUCAUCAUUAACAUCAAUGAAUAUAGAUAAUCUACAUUUAUUAGUCAAGAAAGAAUAUUUAUGA
This is a messenger RNA of Entamoeba dispar SAW760, 591 nucleotides long. RefSeq lists its product as uncharacterized. The coding region runs from base 1 to 591 and encodes 196 amino acids. The transcript has a single exon. The record is from RefSeq and is a predicted model, not a curated record. Lineage: Eukaryota; Evosea; Mastigamoebida; Endamoebidae.